Molecule: messenger RNA, 1259 nt
Organism: Hypoxylon trugodes
Lineage: Eukaryota; Fungi; Ascomycota; Sordariomycetes; Xylariales; Hypoxylaceae
Product: ankyrin
Exons: 2
Coding region: 308-937 (209 amino acids)
Cellular component (GO): nucleus; cytoplasm
Molecular function (GO): protein binding
Source: RefSeq, a predicted model, not a curated record
UAGAAACAUUAUUUCAUAUAGGGGUAUGCGGUUUAGCCACUAUUCAUACUAUGACGCUGUUCUAUAUACUGAUGAUUUCUUCAUCUCUUAGACCAACUUUCGGCUUUGGUCUGAUAAAUUUUAACAUAACUAUGGUUUGUUGCCCUCAUUCACACCCAAGUAGAAACUAAUGAGUUCUUGAGUUUUUACUCGGAUCGACUCACACAUGACCCAAAAGGGAGAUCAAAUAUGUGGGUGCAUCGAGGAACCCCCCACAAAUCCCUUUCCUAAUAUCACCAUUCCAGUUUGAUGAGUCUUUAAUAUCAAAAUGGCGGAAGUACACCUACCAGUAGACGCCGUGGUAUCCGCAUCUAAAGCCUGCAGCCGCGAAACACAAUGGGACACAAGCGCCUACGACGCCUUGAUCGCUAGAGGUUGGAAUGUCAACCAGCACCUCGGCCACAUUGGGGAUGCUCUAAUUCUAGCAGUCGGCGCCAACAAACUUCCCCUAGUCCAGUACUUACUCCAGCAUGGCGCCAAUCCCAAUGCAAACGUUCGCGGAGAGACAUCUUCGUCACUUGAAUGCGCCAUCACCGCCAACGCGAGUCCGGAAAUUGUAAGUUUGUUACUAGACCAUGGAGCUGCGGUUAGUAAUCGCAGCACCGCGCUUCUUGCCGCGAGUGGGGGGCACUUUGACUUAUUGAAACGGCUUAUCUCUUCCGGCGCUGGGAUCGACUCGAUUCCUGAUAAUGAGUAUGUGUACGAUAAUGCCCGCGAGCAGGAUGAUUGGGGAACACCGCUUCACGGAGCGGCAGGGAACAGUCAGGUUGAGUGUGUUUUGUGGUUGCUUACUGCGGGGACGGAUCGAAACGUUAGGAACUAUAGGGGCUUAACGCCGAGGGAUGUUGCUGAGAAAAGGGGGCAUAUUCAUUGUGUGGAGUUGGUGAAUAAGUUAUAAGGUACCGGAGCUACCCAGGUAGGCAUACCAUGUCUAUGGAAUAUGAUUAUUUCCCGAUGUUUCCAUAGUUUUCCGUUGUUUGUUAAGGGUUUCAAAUACCGUGUCAACUCAUACAGUGGCCUUCCUGGGUGUUUCCACUCAGCAUAGCUGGUUUUUAUGAUUGGAAAAAUAGCUGUAGGAUUAUUCGACCUUGAGAAUUACCCCUAGAAAUAAUACUGCUUUUUUUUCCUCUAGUGGAAAAGAAACGAGAUAAAAUGGGAACCGACGUAUUCAUAGGCCGUAGAGCCCUUAUCUUAAAGGGGGCGUCUGUUUCAACAAGCGC